This is a messenger RNA of Kwoniella botswanensis, 1137 nucleotides long. RefSeq lists its product as uncharacterized. Lineage: Eukaryota; Fungi; Basidiomycota; Tremellomycetes; Tremellales; Cryptococcaceae. Gene Ontology annotation, cellular component: cytoplasm. The record is from RefSeq and is a predicted model, not a curated record. Gene Ontology annotation, biological process: NADPH regeneration. The transcript is spliced from 8 exons. Bases 1 to 1137 code for a protein of 378 amino acids. Gene Ontology annotation, molecular function: nucleotide binding; oxidoreductase activity.
AUGCCCGCUAUCAUCAACGGUACCGACGACCAGUCAAAAACGAAACUCCGCAUCGCCAUUCUGGGAUGCGGUCGGAUGGGACAACGUCAUGCUCAUAACGUACAUCACCUUACACCCCGAGCCGAGCUGGUAGCUGUCGCUGAUCCUGCCCCGGCGGCUCAGCAAUGGGUUGCAGAGAAUUUGGAAGGAGUCAAAUAUUUCUCGGAUCCCGAAGAGAUCUUCUCGAUCCCUGAGGUCGACGCUGUGAUCAUCUCCACCAUCACGAGCACACAUGCUCCCUUGACCAUUCGUGCAAUUGAGAAGGGUAUCCACGUGCUGCUGGAGAAACCUAUCUCAAUCGAUGUAGAGGAUUCUCGACCUGUACUUGAAGCUGCCACUGCCCAUCCUAAGGUUAAGGUAAUGAUUGGAUUUGUGCGACGAUUCGACACCGCAUUCAACGAGCUUUAUAAGCAUAUCGGGUCAACGCAAGCCGGUCAGCCUUUCUUGCUUAAAUCAACUACACAGGAUGCCUAUGACCCAUCUGGCUUCUUUGUCGCUUACGCUAAAGCUUCCGGGGGGAUUUUUAUGGAUUGUGGGAUUCACGACAUUGACAUGUCUCGCUGGCUCCUGGGUGUUUCAGAGUCUGGCCAAGGGAAAGGAACUCUUCACCAAUCUUCUGCCCCAGCGACCACCGAGAAGCCAACGGUCAAACGUGUAUUUGCUACUGGUCUCACGGUCCGCCAUCCUGAACUGAAAGAGCAAGAGGAUUGCGACAACGCGUUGGGUAUCGUCGAGUACGCCAACGGAUCUUCGUGCACUUUACAUCUGAGUAGAACUGGUAUGGGAGGUUACGAGAGUUUAGUGGAGGUCUUUGGCACUGAGCAGAAGCUUACGGUUGAUACCCCGGCUUCCAGCCAGCUCAAGAUUACCGAUGGGCAUGGUAGGCGGGUCGAAUCAGCACCCACGUAUAUCGAACGUUUUGGUGAAGCUUUCGUUCACGAGGUUAACGCUUUUGUAGAGUCAGUGUUGGAUGACAAACCUGUUCCGGCUACGGUUUCUGACGCUUUCCAAGCGGCACUCAUUGCUAAAGCAUUGACCGUGUCUUAUCAUACAGGAAAGCCUGUUGAGUUUGGUGAAAACGGAGAGCCAAUUGUUUAG